Lepisosteus oculatus (spotted gar) is the source of this 2223-nucleotide messenger RNA. The record is from RefSeq and is a predicted model, not a curated record. NCBI's taxonomy places the organism in Eukaryota, Metazoa, Chordata, Actinopteri, Semionotiformes, Lepisosteidae.
AUUCACACUGCUGAGCAGCACCCCGAGGGGCGUGACGAGGAGAGCUCGGCUCGGGUUCAGCACCCGGAGCAAGACCAUUCCGUGGAGCGCCCGCAGAACAGGAGACCGGGGCACGAUCAGAGCACGGGGAAGAACCAGUCGAGGUCUCGCUCGGAUGGAGUGGACGAACCCCCGCUGUGGCACAGUCAGUCCAGCAUUUCACAACCCGACCAGCGCCAUCAGAUAGGAGCGGGACCUCUCUGCCACGUUCAGUUCGGGAAGAGUUGUAGUCAGUUGAGUACCUUAACAGCCCGCCCACGCGUUCACACGGGAGAGAGACCGUUCACCUGCGGUCAGUGUGGGAAGAGUUUUAGGUACCCAAGUAACUUAACAGCCCACCACCUCGUUCACACAGGAGAGAGACCGUUCAGCUGCGCUCAGUGCGGGAAGAGUUUUAAGUACUCGACCAGCUUCACGGCCCACCAGCGCCUUCACACGGGAGAGAGGCCGUUCAGCUGCGCCCAGUGUGGGAAGACCUUCCGGCAGUCCAAGACCUUAACGGCCCACCGGCGCAUCCACACGGGCGAGAGGCCGUUCGGCUGCGCGCAGUGCGGGAGGCGGUUCACCUUCUCGCACGACCUGAAAAGGCACCAGCGCGUGCACACGAGCGAGAGGCCGUUCAACUGCAGUCAGUGCGGGAAGGGCUUCAGGAAAUCGAACAGCUACAUAGCCCACCAGCGCGUCCACACGGGAGAGAAGCCGUUCCGCUGUUGUCAGUGUGGAAAGAGUUACAGCUACCCCCACGACUUUAAAAGGCACCAGCUCGUGCACACGGGAGAGAGGCCAUUCGGCUGCAGCCAGUGUGGGAAGACGUUUGGCCGGUUAAAUGCUUUGAAGACCCACCAGCGCCUCCACACGGGAGAGAAGCCGUUCAGCUGCGCGCAGUGCGGGAAGAGCUUCAGCCAGUCCCACUUCCUGAAGAGACACCUGCGCGUGCACACGGGAGAGAGGCCCUACAGCUGCGGCGAGUGCGGGAAGACCUUCCGGAACUCGAGUUGCUUAAGGGCCCACCGGCGCGUCCACACGGGGGAGAGGCCGUUCAGCUGCGCGCAGUGCGGGAAGAGCUUCGCCCGUUCGGGCAACCUGAGAGCCCACGGGCAGGUCCACACGGGGGAGAAGCCGUUCAGCUGCAGCGAGUGUGGGAAGCGGUUCAGGGCCUCUAGGAGCUUAAGGACCCACCAGUGCCUCAACAAGGGAGAGAGACCGUUCAGCUGCACUCGGCCGUGGGAAGAGUUUUGCCCGGGCAGGUGACUCAAUAACGCCAAUGUAGCCACCGGUUUCUCGUUUAAUCACAGUCAACUAAAAUGUCUAUUCGUUCACGUAGGUAGCUGCGUCGGAAUGUAACACCCACCGAAGGCUUCACAGCUGGAAUAUUGUUUCCUCUAUUCUCUUUUCAGCGUGGAAUAAACCUUCGCUUCUAACCAAAAUGUCUAGUAUUCACAGUAGCUCUGUAGUCACCUGCUUUUGGAUUUAGUCUAGUCAAAAACAUUACUCUUCCGGCGGACUAAAACGGAAUUAGUUCUAGUCGUGCGGUUUAAUAAUGAAGUGGUUUCAGUUUUAUUCCAUUUUGAAUUGUCUAAAUUGCGUUAAUUCUUUAGUCGUAUUUCUGUAUAGCCUUGGAAUGCUCGCUUGAGCCCGGUUUCAUUUACAAUUAAGACUGUUCUCAUGGGUUAGACUUAGAAUUGUGUAACAGUUUUAACUUACACACUAAAACAGAUGAGGAUGAUUCGUUUUCACGCCAAGAAAAAAGAAAUCGCAAACCGUUUUGCGAUUUUAAAAGAAAGAAUCACAAAUCUUUAAAAAAAAAAUGAAAUCGCUGCCAAGGGCUCAAAGUCUUUUGUGGCCCAAUCUAAAGUGUGUUUGUCCCUUGAGACCGUCGAUAUCAAAUACAAGAAAUAUUUCUGCAAUAAAGGGUAAAGAAUCAGAGGUUGUAUGAAUCUCUCUCUAAAAAAAAAAAUCUAUUUUUGACCAUUACUAAUAAUUCCAUAUAUGUAUAUGUUUUUUUUUUCAAUGUACCUUUUUUAAAACCCAGACAGGACAUGCUUUAUAUAUAUAUAUAUUCAUCUGAUACCUCACCUUACACUUGAAGAAGUUAUACUUGGCUGAAACAUGGUGUUUUCUUUCUUCUCUUUUCAGCAGGGAAUAAACCUAUUUAUAUGUAUUCUUUAACAGCUACAAGCUAGG